GGGGUGUCGCCAUAUUACAGCUGUAUGGGUGUGUUGGGGGUCAUUGUCAGUCGUUGUGAGUGAUUUGUUUAUGUGAUGGGUAUUGCCUUACCAUGACGGUCGAUUUUGGUGAUUAUUUCUGGGGAGAGAAGAACAAUGGCUUCACUGUUCUUUAUCAGAAUAUGAAACAUGGUUUGGUUGCAAGCAAAGAAUUUGCCGACUUCCUCAGGGAAAGAUCUAACAUUGAAGAAAAUAAUUCAAAGUUACUGGCUAAGUUAGCUAAGCAAACAAGUUCUGGCAGUGUGCAAGGGACAUUUGCUCCAGUUUGGCAAGUUCUCCGCUCUUCAGCAGAGAAACUGUCAAAUUUACACAUGCAGAUGGUACAGAAAGUUACUGAACUGGUGAAGGAAGUUAGCAAAUAUGCCGAAGAACUUCAUAAAAAACAUAAAUUGGUUAAAGAGGAAGAAGGAAGCACAUUGGAAGUGGUCCAAGCUAUACAGUCAACGACCUUGAUACUACAAAAGGCUAAGGAUACAUACACACAAAGGGGCUUGGAAUAUGAAAAAUUAAAGAAAGAAAAUGCAUCACCUAAGGAUCUGGAGAAAGCAGAAAUAAAACUCAAGAAGGCGCAAGAAGAGUAUAAAGCAUUGAUAGAAAAAUACAAGAUGAUUAAAGAGGAAUUUGAAAGGAAAAUGAUAUUGGCUUGCAGGCAUUUUCAAGAAAUUGAGGAAGCUCAUGUGAAACAGAUGAAAGAAUUUCUCAAUACUUACGCUGACGAUCUGCAGCACAACCAUGACCUCAUUGGACAGAUACAUAUUGACUUCAAACGCCAGUGUUUGGAAAUGACUGUUGAAAAACUACUUGAACAGUUCGUUUUGACGAAGUACACUGGCUUGGAAAGACCAUGUGCAAUUGAAUUUGAGGAGUUUAGUAUAUCAGGGCUUUCAUCCAUAACUAGUCAGGCGCAGGAUUCCUCAGAAAAAACAACAAAUGGUGAAAAGCCUUCAAAGAAAGAAGGUAAUCUAGAUUGUGCUGCUCAGAAGCCCAAAGAAAGCAAAACAUCCCGCCGCACUACCUCCCUUCUGAACCUCUUCAUGUCUAGCUCCCAGGGAAGCAGUGGGAACCCUGAGGGUGGGAGUCUUCCCACCUCAGCUCCCACGAGCCCAACGACUGGGGCCGGGGUUCCUCCCACUGGGAAUGCAACUUCGCUAGCACGGAACCCUUUGCGAGGAUCAAAGUGGUUUUUAAGAAGCAGGCGUGAGAAGCGUAAGGAAAAGAAAGCGAAAAAGAAGAAAGAUGGCAUGGAUAACACUAGUAGUAAAGAAGAGAAGUCAGAUGUAAAGAAUGGAAGUCUUGAUGCUUCCAGGGAAGACAAGGAUGACAAUAGGAAGUCAGAGACACCAACUCCCGAAGUGGAUGAGGAGGGCUACUGUAUCAAACCUAAAACGGAUCCUUGGGAAAAUGAUAAAGGGAGCUUUUAUUCGAGCUCAGACACUGAUUCAGACGAUGAAAGAGAACACAAAAUUCAUGUGGAAAUCAAACCAUUAAGCAACGGGUCUGCUCCAAUGAGUGCCAGUGUUGAUGAGCUCCGUGCAACGGUGGAAAACUUGUCGCUUUCACCAGUUGCUACAGUUACAGCAAGAAGAGAUUCAGCUGCUGACCCAGACUCUCACAUCAAACGCUCCCAGUCUGUCUCUCAACAGCUAGGAGGGAAACCAAGUAGUGAUCUUUUGGGAUUGAAUCUCUUCCAAAGUCCGACUGCAUCUAGUGCCUCAACCCCAACAGGGAAUCAUCCAUAUGCACCACUACACAGCCCAACGCAGCCAACAGUUAGCAGUCCAGUUCCAUCAACAUCAUCAUCACGCUAUGCAGAUCUGGGAGAUCUUUUCUCUGAAGUUGGGGAAAUGCAACAGCCAGCCUUACCACCAAAGCAGUCGCGGCAGACACCUACACCCACACAGGGCACCAUUGCAAUUCCAAGGCCACCAUCAAGACGAGGAGAGGGUCCAUCUACGCGUGGCAGAAUGAGUCCAGCUCCAAUUGCCCGUGCGGAUAGUGUUGGGAGCUUGGAGUUCCGCACAGCUGGCGUUCCAGUAGGAUCAUCACGAGGACCAUCACCCCUUACUAUUGGAAUGGCUGACACCAUACCACUUGCUGUUGCAUUUCAUGAAAUUGUCCACUCCUACUUUAGAGGGACAGAUGAAACAAAGUGCCAGGUGAAGUUGUCUGGUGACAUGAUGCUCUCAUUCCCUGCUGGAAUUGUGGCUGUACUAGCUAACAAUCCAAGUCCUGCCCAAUUAUCAUUCCGAAUUCGUAACACUCAUAGGCUUGAGGACAUGCUGCCCAAUAAACAGCUCGUCACAAUAGACUCUGCCCAGUCAAGUCACGACAGUACAGUAUUUGAUUUCAACAUGAAUGCAUUAACAGCUCUACUUCGAAGGCAGUCGGAUCAGAACCCGUCAGCGUCCUACUUUAAUGUAGAUAUUUUAAAGUACAAGAUAAAGCCAAAGAGUGGAGCAGGGUCCUGUCCAUUCCAGCUGGUAGCUUAUUGGAAAUGUGAAUCGAGCCAUACUGACCUCAGAAUUGACUACAAAUACAACAGUCAUGCUAUGUCUUCAGCCUCGCCUCUACUGAAUCUCACUGUAGCUGUUCCAGUUGAUGGUGGUGUCAAAAACAUGCAAUCUAAGCCAAAUGCUCAAUGGCAGCCAGAAAAUAAUCGUGCUUUAUGGAAAUUCACGGAACUCUCCCAACAUAGUGAAAAUCAUGGUGUUGGUUCCCUGAGGGCACGUUUGGAAGUGACUAAUGGUCCAAGUAAUCAGAGCACUAUAGCAACACAAUUUAAUUGUGAAGGUACUACUCUGUCGGGCUUAGAGUUUGAGCUGGUUGGUGCAGGCUACAGACUGUCACUUGUGAAACGAAGAUUUGUCUCAGGCAAGUAUAUAUGUGAUGGUGACCCUGACCCAAGGAAUAGGUAUGCAACUCCACCAGGAUCAGAAUGCUAGCAGCUGUGCUGUUUCUUGGAAACUCAUAAGUUCCAUACUUGUUUAGUUCCAGUGACUGUGUGUGUCAGUGAAUAUGGAGUGUAUGUGAGAAAACCUAUUGAGUGAUAUGAAAAUUUGCAGUUGUGUAUUUGAAAAAGUCAAAGUACCAAAUUGACUGUUUGUAAUAAUCUAAGUCAUACCUCAACAUUUAUUUUAUCAUAAAGAGUAUUUUAAAUUCAUUGUAAAAUGAUGUGUACAAUAAUGCUGUUACUAUGAAAGGCAUUUCAGGUAAAACCUUUCAAAAUACAUAACUGGUCCUUAUGAAAUGGACAGUGAUUCCUUGAGGCUAACUGAGGAAAAAAAAAGAGUGAAUGGAUGUCAUUGACGACGUGCAGUUGGGUGAAUUUAUACCACAGUUUAAACAUUAGAUAAGUUGACUCAUGUAUUUAAAAAGUGAAAUGGCUAUUUUAUAAGUAUUUAAAUCCAAAUCUGAUUUUUUUAAUAUGUAUGAAACACACUGAAAAUUGUUGGCAUUUUUAUUCUGCCUUAAUUUACAUUCUUAUGUUUAUACUAAACAAUGAGAAAUAUUGAACAGAUAGGCACUAAGGCAGCAGAACAGUGCAAUACAGUUCUUUAAAAUUUCUAGUAUUCCGCCUAUAAUCAGCUCUUAUCUUUGUUUUACUCUUUCUUUUUUUAUGUGAUUCUGUUGCUUGUGUGUAUUGCAGUGCAAAGAGUAUAUAUUUUCCUUUCUUUAUUUUUCCCUUUAGUGACAAGAAAUCUCAUUUAAUGGUGCAAAUUUUAGUGGUAUACAUGUAGAGACUUAUUUCCUAAAUCAAAAUAUAUUCUGGGUUAUUUGUUUCAUAUCUGUGUCAUGUUGUGUAGUUAUCAGACUGAAAUAAUUAAUUUUCAGAGAAGUGUAACUAUUUGAAAUGUGAUAUUUUUUAAUCGUUAUAAAGUUUAAAUGUAACUUAAGAUUCCUGUAUAAGGUACUACACACAUUUACUUCAGGUUAUAAGUACAUUGAAAAAUUACAAACUAACAAAAAGGCUGAAUGUAUUGUUGAAUGAGAAAUAAUAUAUAUAAUAUCCCUCUCCACCACUCAUCCUCCUCCUCCUCCUCCUCCCCUCCCAUUACAGAAUGCUUGUCAGUUGUCAGUAUUUAGAUAUAUGGUUUGCAUUUACUCUGGCUGAAUACAGAUGUUCACUUUCUAAGUGUAAUACUACAGCUGCACAGUUUUAAAUUUUGUGUCUUAAGGAUAUCAUCAUAUAAGUUUUUGAGACAACAUAACUUGAUGGUAUCAUCAUCAAAUUUCUGUCAAAUGCACAGGUUCCCAUACCCAGCUGUAUGAACUAUUAAAAAGUGAAUCAUGCCAGUGGGAAUAAAUGACAGUUAAGCUUAAGUAUCUUUACUAAGACAGUUUCAAUCUGUGUGUCUAUCACAUGGGAAAUCAGUUCUGUUGCGUAUGUUGCCUUUCAAGAACGUUGCCUCUUCAUAUGUGUAACUUUUUGAUGGUUUGUAAUUCUUGGUAUUUAUACCAAUUACUGCAUUAAAAAUUUUUAUGUAAUCAAAUCUGGUUUGAAACAGUGCCUUAAAAAGGCAGAAAGUGUAAUUAUUUAAUGCAAAUUCACUCUGCAUUUUUUGUCCCUAAAUGUAUUUCAUGUGUACUGUUUACUGUCAAAUGUCAGUAUCAGGACUGUGUAAAAGUUUGGUGCUGAUUUUUCUCUGUUUGAAAAUUGACAAGAUGGUCUAAGCUUUUUUCUAACUAGGAAAUAGUGUAAUUCCGUACCUUUUCUAAGGUUUAAGUGUAACAGUCGCCAAGAGACUAAGUGUAAAAACUGAAGUACUAGUUUGCAUAUAAAUGGUGCCCUGCUUUCCGUGAGGAAUGAAAUUUUAAAUGUUACUUUUACUUGAUAGUACAAUUUUCCCAAAGUUUAGAAGUAGUACUAGUGGUAAUAUUAUAGCAUUAUUAGAAAAUUUAGUUUCAGUGCAUUGCUUAACUGCUUCAUUGGGAUUUCUCAAUAUUUUUAAAAUCUUUGCUACAAUUGAUUAGUGAUCUGUGUAACUGUUUGACUAAUUACGUCCAUUAUACUUUUGCUGAGUCUUUGUUGCUGUACAAAGUGGCACACUAUGAAAAAUUAAAUAGCUUCCAGGAAUUUUUUAAUCAGCAUAAAUACUGCAAAACAGUUUUUUUAAUACUAAUCUCAGUCAUUUGACUCUUGUAAUGUGCUUAUGAUUUCAAAUGGUUUCAAGAACAUUCUCAGUUUUUCUCUCUAUUUAAUAGAGUAUAUUAGUACCCUUGUCUCUGCAACCCCUCCUUUUGGUAUUCUAUUUACUGAAGCUCACAGUGUUCACACAGAAUUAACAAUAUUAUUUGGCCGAGUGUAGAAAAUACUGAGACGUGGAAUUAUUCAUGAUAUGUAAACUGUAAAUUUUAACUCUAUCCUUUUGUUGACCUUUCCCAGCCUCACACAGAUUUGAAAUUAUGGCCUAAGAGGGAUUUGUUCCAUAUAUUUGGCAUGUUUUCAGCUAUUUGUUUUGAUAGCAUUUUACAAACAUUCUUGUGAACUGAUGAUUUAACUAAAGACAUUUUUGUCAUAGAGAAGAUUUAUCAGACUGUGUGGAAUGGGAAUGUAUUUCUCAUGUUGCCUACACCACUGCAGUGUUACAGCUUUCUUUCUGAAUAGUGUUGAAACACUUUUUGAUAUCACUGAACAGCUCAUUCCUCUAAGUGAGUGUUCAUUGCCACCUUCAGGUAACUACUUUGCUUUGCUUAUCAUCGAAGCAUUUUUCUUUAAAUCCAAAUACUGAUUUAUGUAGUGCAGUGCUGUUAGAAUUGCUUAUUUUCUUAAUAUAGGGAUCACGUACAUUGCUACAAGAAUUUCUGUUCCUGUUUCCAUAACACUGUCCUCAUUCUGUGAAGAAUAUUUCUGAAAACUAACCAUAAAUUGUGUGAUGAUAAAUAUUUGUCAAUCCUUACCACUGUUCUUUUUAUGAUGGCAAAUGAAGUUCAUUUAAAUUUGGUCAAUUCUGUCAUUCGUUAAACCUGUCCAAAUUAGGUUGAUAUAGGGCCACUUUCAUCAUUGUACCAUUAAUCUCAGUCCACUUCUCAUGUGGGUCUCUACCUCCUCUUUUCCCAACUAUCAGAUCAAGUAAAAAAUUGCUAUUCUUCCUGUCAUUCAUAAGUCUUUUAUCUAUUUAGUGAUACGAAUACACAUUUUGUAGAGGUAAGUGGCGAUUUUAAUUAAAGUAAUACAUAAAAGAUGGGCAAAAUGAUUUUGCAUGAAGGUAAUAAGAUUUCAUUUUAUGUAGAGGAAAUAUGGUUUGAAUGUCAAAACACAGUGAAUAAUUUAAUUAAUAAUGAUGUUGUUGUAGAGUUGGCAACAUAUCUGUUAAAAGGCUUAAAUUUAUGCUCAUCUCUAUGAAGGCUUAAAUUUAUGCAUGUAUCUGUGAUGUCUUCUAUCCUUACUCUCAUCUGUGAUAUUGCUGGCAUGCAUUUUUGUUUCUUAGUUAUGGUAUAGUGUUUCUACUAAUUUCUCUCAUUUGCUUCUAAGAGUAGGGUAACCACAGCUAUACUAAAUUUGUUGACUGUUAGUACAAUCCUUUGACAAAAAUAUGCCAUGUCUUUGCAGUCAGUACUGGUAUCAUUAAAAUGCAACAGUCAGUGAUGAGCUUCCACUCCAGAUCAGUAAGAACCACUUUGAUACCACUGGUAUCACAUGAGAAUUUACAAAUUGAGUUACUGGAUGUCAGAGGCUGAACAUCACAUUGAAUCUCCCUCUUCAGCAAUCACACUGUAAAAUGUUUUUGUUGAAGUUUGAUUUAUAAUGUGAAACAUAACAACAGCAUGUAUUUAGUGAAACCAGGAGUCCACAUUUUAUGAAAUUCCACCGACAUACAAUAGUGGAUAAGCUAUUGAUACAAAAUAUCUCAAUUGAGAAUCCUCUUUCACAAGUUCAGUCAUAUUUAAUUUUCUAUAACACAAUCUCAGUAUCAAUAUUGACUCUACAAAAAGGGGAAAAGAGAAAAGAAAAAGAACUUUAUUCACAUUUUUAAUCUAUGUUAAAAUCACACAAAUCAAAGUAGUAAAUUUAAUUUUGUUACUUUGAAUUUCGUGUCAUACUGUUGUGGAUGCAUUUGAUAAGUUGAUUAUGCCUCUGGAUUUGCAAUACGUAAACUAACUUUCGCAGUUACUCAAUAGGCACUUCUCUCCAGAUAAUUUUUCCUCAUUUCCUCUCUUUGAGACUAAAAAAAAAAACUAAGUCUAAAAUUUAACACCUUGAAAGUAGUUGUUAAUGAGUGUACUUGAAAACUCUGUAUUUACUGUGGUUGUGUGUAACAAUUGUAAUAGUCUGACAUUAUGCCUGAUAUGGUCCAGUGAUCUACAAGAUGCAGUGAUGUUUUACUGUCUCUGGAGAGCGAGCAUUGAAGCUAUUGUUGGAAUCACAUUCACAGAUCUGAAAAGUAACAUUCUAAAAUAAAUGCUGUUGCACUGUUAAAAAAAAAUUGUGACCAUUUUUCCAGUAUUGAUGUAAUAAACAGGGAAGGUAUGAUAGUCCUGUUUCACUCAAAAUAUUCUGUAUGCUUGUGACCUGCAUCUAUUUUCUUCGUAUAUCCCAAAGUAUUUGUUUUGCAAACACAUUUCUUUAUAUGUAUGGAGAGAUGACAAACACUUUCUUCCAUUUUUUUACAACCAUGGUUAACUUAAGUGUUUGAGGAGGCAGAAAGCUUUAAUAAAUACUCACCUUCCUCUUCAGGCCUGAAAUUUGUCUGAUGUCAUGAUGCAGGAAUUGUUUAGUACUUUUGAGCUGGAUACCCAGCAUAAAAUUUAUUUUGGCCUUUGCUGUCCAUCAUGGUUUUACUUUUCUGCUUAUGAUCACGUUGUUUCAUUUUCAUGGAGAGAUUUUCAUGUAUUGUCAUAUUUCAUAGAGAGGUUCUACAGUUAUUUUGUAAAUUUUCAAAGCUACCUGAUUCAUACUCUAGAAUUUCCAUAUUUUAUAAGCUUUUUAAGCUUAAUUAUGUGGCAGUUAUUCUAAUCCUGUAAUCUGUUAUUGCAAUAAUGUGUGUCAGUCAAUUUCUGUCUUUGUGAUAAUUUAUAUACUGUCCAGUGUUUUGCAUGGUAAUUCUGGUUAAAAGGAGUGGUGUGGUGAAAUUCCUUGAACUCCAAAUCUACAGGUGAUUCCAAAUAGUUUUGUGCAGUCAUUUACUGCACAACUAGAGACAAAAUUUGCGGUGUGGUUAUUUAAUAUGACAGAUUGUGUGCUGAACUCGGAUUACAUUAGACAAUUUAUUAAUGAUGUCAGAAUACUCCAAAAAUAUUAUGCAGGCAGUUUUCAAUAUUAUGCUGGAUGUAGGGAUAAAGUGAUGAAAUCUACACUGAAAAUAGUUUUUCAGUGUUGGGGGUGGUCAUGUUGUUGGUAGGAAUAUUUUCAUUGGUGUUGUAGAGAACAAAACAAAAAUCUGAGUCAUGAAAAUGGAGCAGAAAUAUAUAUAUUUCUAGUUCAACAUUUCAUUAACGUUUUCUGAAGCGACAGUAAAUUCAUGUGGUGUCAUGCUGAUUUUGAGUGCACUGUAGUUUAUUUUACAAUAGCUGUGAUUGAGACUGGGGAUUGAAGAGAGUAGCCACAUUUGGUAAAACUUUUCAGUGUUGCAUAAUUGUUUCCUUCAUCUGCCCUGAAAACAUCAUAUACUGCAUUACAAAUGGACAUUUCAUUCACUCGUUUUAGAAUUCUAAAGGUAAAUAUUUACUCAUAAUGAUGCACAGUUGAUCAGUAGUUUUUAUGGCUCUGAAUCUCUCUCUCUCUCUCUCUCUCUCUCUCUCUCUCUCUCUCUCUCUCUCUCUCUCUGUUUUGCAGAACACAAACAAUGUAAUUUUUUAUUUUGAAAUUAAUUUAGAAUUUGUGGUUUAAUCUUUCUCAUUUGAGUAGUUUCAGAGCUGUGUGGUCGGGUGGGUUUGCAUCUAUGCAUUGGUGCAUCUGUGAAAUAGCAAAAAUAUCUAAUUUUGUACGUUUAAAAUUAUAUGAAAUCACAUGUUCACAAGACUUCAUUUGUAAUAUGUUACUAUAUACUGUGUGUUGCUUUACUUUUAUUGGAAUAUGUGCAGUAGAAAUUAGUAUGGAAAUCUUUUGCCACGAUAAUUAGACUCUAAAAUAAAAUGGAAAACCACUUCAAACAUAAAACACAGUAUUGAAGGUGGCUGCAGAUUCUCAUAUUUGAUAGUGUCAAAUACUGUGUUAGUGCUGAAAUAAAAGAAUUAACGUGUCUAGAACUGAUAAUAACCAAAAUUUGCCCAGUGAGUGGCAGUGUACCAUCCUCAUUGUAUGGUCCAUGGUGGUUCAGUGUACUCUAGAGGGCAGUGACUAUAUAUGCUGCAAAGCAUUAAAAAUUAAAGUUUAAUGGACUGCUAAAAGUUCCUUUUUGUCAGUGUUGUUUGAAAUCUCAAGUAUAUUGUCCAAUAUUUGUGCCACUGUAUUGUAAAUGUAGUAUUUGAGAACUUUUGUUAUUGCUAUGAUAUCUGUUUGUCUUUGUGACAUUCUACAAUAGCUGUGUUACAUAGAGCACAUCAGUUUCACCUAAUAAGUCCUUCCCCACACACAUUCACACCCCUCUCCACCCUCUCUUCCCCCAACAGACAACUUCUGUUGUUCCUUGAGUAUGCAGAUUUUACAGCAAAAUACCAGAUAAUCAUUUUGAAUAUAGCAUUCUAAGUUUGUGUGACAGUAAUUUGCAGCAGCAAUAUAUUUCCUGAAAUACUAUUUCUUGACUGUCUGAUAACACAACUUUUUUGUUGUGUGAAAUGUUUUGUUUUCUUAUUAAAUUUUUGUGUCUGUAAAAGGUAAAAUAUAUUUCCAUUUAUAUGUAAACUUAUGGUGAAGUGAAGAAUUUAAGAGAGAUUAUUGGUUACAAAAUUUUGCCCUACAUAAGAUGUUGUGUUUACUCUAUACCCAAAAUUGCUGAAAAAUAUUUUUCCCCAUUGGUAGCAAAUAUGUUUAAACAUGAGUUGUCUGAAAUUAUUUCUUAUACAAAAUUCAAAGCACAAUAGUGACACUGCUUAUUUGGCCCCUGUUUUUGGAUGAAUUGUAAACUAUAUACAAACAAAUCAUAGUAAAUUUUUUGAGUCCUGAGUAAUAGCCAUAAUAUGGACCUUGACUGUAAUAUAAGAAAUCACCAUUACCUGUUACCAAGAUGGUAUCAUUAAUUUCCCUCUGAUGUUUUAGAAUCAGUAGUUAAAAUAGAGCUGAGAUUAUAUUAUUGUUAGAAUUUAGAAAGAAAUGUUUAUAUGUGUGUCUUUGUUAAACAAUAAUAUUUUUAUGUAUGCUUUACUGUACAAUACCCAGCUUUAUAUUAUUUUGUUUUGCAGUAAAAUAAAAUUUUAUGUAAAUGUAUAAUAUUUUACAUGUGGCUUGUAAUUUUUCAUGCAAUAUUUGCACCAGUAUCAGUUGUUUCUUAGGCAGUUCCUGCACUAAUUACCAUUAUAUUAACCAAUCUCAAGCUUUCAAAGUUUAUCAUCAUUUUAGCCUUACAGCUAAUAAAUUGUUACUCUAAAUAAUAUAAGAAUGUUAUUUAUUUAUGCUGUGCUUCACUGUUUGAAACAUGGAGCUCUUCCAGUAAUACUGUACAACAGUGUUGUUACGCAUACAAUUGAUGUUAUGAAACACCUGUGUCAUGAUUUAUUUUAAAGUAAUUUCCUGUAUUUUGUGUCGUUACAGUGUGAAGUAGGUAUCUGAUGCUACCAGCAUUAGUGCUUACAAUCGUAUGGUUUGUAUGGGGUGUUCACAGAGGUUUUUAAAAAUACCUCUGUCAUUAAAAUAUUGUAAUAAAGUAUUUUGUACAUUAUUAAA
Molecule: messenger RNA, 10798 nt
Organism: Schistocerca cancellata (South American locust)
Lineage: Eukaryota; Metazoa; Arthropoda; Insecta; Orthoptera; Acrididae
Product: F-BAR domain only protein 2
Exons: 20
Coding region: 93-2981 (962 amino acids)
Biological process (GO): clathrin coat assembly; clathrin-dependent endocytosis
Cellular component (GO): plasma membrane; cytoplasm; clathrin-coated vesicle
Source: RefSeq, a predicted model, not a curated record